Molecule: messenger RNA, 756 nt
Organism: Colletotrichum godetiae
Lineage: Eukaryota; Fungi; Ascomycota; Sordariomycetes; Glomerellales; Glomerellaceae
Exons: 4
Coding region: 1-756 (251 amino acids)
Molecular function (GO): riboflavin reductase (NADPH) activity; biliverdin reductase [NAD(P)H] activity
Source: RefSeq, a predicted model, not a curated record
AUGACAUCAAGAAAGCUCCGUGUCGCAGUAAUUGGCCCUAGAGGCCAAGCCGGAAGCUGCGUAAUCGACGAGCUUCUCACACGAGGCCACGCCAUUGUCGGCGUCUCCCGCAAUCCCCCAAAGCAAUGGAAGCAUCUUACCGGCGACGGAAUGUACAGUAGUACCAGCGUCGACAUCUUCACUGAGCAGAAGAAGCUCAUCGAUAUCUUCUCAUCAGACUUUGACGCCAUCGUGUGCGCCUUUGGACCUAGCUUGACGAAUCUGGCAAGAGUAUACGAGGACGGUGUCGAGGCGCAUGGGAGGAUUAAAACAGCGCUUUUGGCGUCGACGUAUGAGGGUCCGUUUAUCAUUGUUGGUGGAGCGGGUUAUAUCCAUGUAGCGAACCGUCUUCAACUUACGGACCAAAAGGACUUUGCGUACAGCUGGUGGUGGACUUGGCCUGAUGAGCACUUGGACUACAUGACCGAGCGAGGCCCGGACCACAGGAGCAGGUUCAUCAGCGUCAUUGCCGUCCUGAUGGAAUGGAGCAGAGCCCACAGCGACCGAGAUAGCUCUGAAAAUGACCACGUUCUAUGUGUUCGGACCGGGGAGUACAAGCUGUUCAUCGACACGCCCGAAGACCCGGCGGUAGAGGCGGCGGAGAACGGGAUCUACAAUCAGGAUAUGGCAGUGGCUAUCGUCGACGAGGUGGAGAACAACAAGCUUGCGUUUAAGCAUUGGAGCUGGACGGGGCCGAUCGGGCUGCGCAGGUGGUAA